Messenger RNA from Penicillium diatomitis, 393 nucleotides. RefSeq lists its product as uncharacterized. The transcript is spliced from 2 exons. The record is from RefSeq and is a predicted model, not a curated record. NCBI's taxonomy places the organism in Eukaryota, Fungi, Ascomycota, Eurotiomycetes, Eurotiales, Aspergillaceae. Bases 1 to 393 code for a protein of 130 amino acids.
AUGCAUAUCACAUUCAUCCUCCAACUAUCUAUUCUAGGCCUCGCAAGCCUCACACUCGCCAUGCCACGCGCAUCAAAGCCCUCACAAGUCAAACCUCUCUCUUCCCGCAUGAUAAUCGACACACCCGCCAGCAUGAACACCCCUACACCCUCCGCCAGCUACAGCAGUAUACCGCUGGCCAGCCAGAUAGCGACAAUGAGCCCCGCGACUCAGGGAAACCUGGUCACGGCGGAAUCGGAGCUUCCGAACCAUGUCAAGCAUGUUAAUCACUGCUUGGAGCUGUGCUCGCUCGAGGCGCAGACUUGUAAUAUUGCGGUACCGAAUGACGAUCAGUUUUGUCGGGAUACGUAUGCAGGGUGCAUGGAGCGCUGUCAUCCGGAUGAUUUCCAGUAG